Molecule: messenger RNA, 2378 nt
Organism: Wasmannia auropunctata (little fire ant)
Lineage: Eukaryota; Metazoa; Arthropoda; Insecta; Hymenoptera; Formicidae
Product: keratin-associated protein 5-5-like
Exons: 4
Coding region: 205-2115 (636 amino acids)
Source: RefSeq, a predicted model, not a curated record
CACACUAUCAGUCACAUGUCGCACACUUUGUCAUAUCAUGUGAUAUAUCAAUAAACCAAAAACGGUAAAAUAGACCAUACAAAAAUGUAAGUGAAAACUGUACAAAUGCUCCUGUCGAUUGUAUUAUCUCCGGAUCUUAAAUGGCAUACCUGCGCGAAGUUCCUAUUUUCGGAGAAUUAGAUUUUAUCUUGAAGAAAAAUCAACAUGUCCUGUGAUGAAAUUUAUAGUAAGAGACGAUGUUCUAACACCGGUUGCUGUGGAAACAGUUGUGCGUCAGGCAGGAGCGGUUGGGAGGCGCGCAUAUCUUCGUGUAAUUGCCAAAGUAACGUAGGAUGCUCGGAUCGCAGUGCUUGCGGCGGUUUGCGGCCCGCCGGAACCGCCGCGACGGGCGCGUGUCCCGGGCCGUGUCAGUGCGUCGAGGAGGAAAUCUGGAACAGCAACGUGCCACCUAAACCGAAUUGCCGAUGGUUGAAUAACUUUGCCGAGCUGCGCCGUCAAUGGAGCGACCACGGUCGUCAGCAGACGUACAAGUGCCGCGGCUGCAGCCGGCCGUGCAGAACUGUCGCUUCGUGCCGACCGUGUCUUUCGCCAACGCCCCCGUGUUCCGGUACCAUUUUACUUACGUCGGACUGUCAGAAAUGCCGUGGGUGCCGUCGCUUAGCGGGUGGGGCAAGCAAAUCGGAAAUGGCACCGGCAGAUAAAUCGUCAUCACCCGAACCCCCGAAACGGGAAGCGGGCGGUGGUUGCCCACCGCCGAGCUGCAGCUAUCCAUCGACCCGCUGUAAUUCACCUAACGCGGAUUGCUCGUCGACCGCCUCGUCUUGCUGCCCCUGGCAAUGCAGAUAUCCUCAACAAGCCCCGUCGCUUCGGGCGUCCGAGUGUCAGCCCUGCGCCUUGAAAUCCAUCUUGAAAAAGCGCAGCUGUUGCCACGACACGAGCUGCUGCCUGUGUCAACCGAUGCCACGCGGCUGUAACUGUCCGCCGCCGAUUCAGGUGGACGUGCGCGCCGUUCCCGAGGAGUGCUCCUGCGAGUGUCCGUCCAGCCCGGAAUGCGCCUGUCCGCCCAGCGAACGGAGAUUCCCAAAAGCGACGAUCAAAUGUCCUAACGCGCGUCUCUGCAAUCCAUCUCCUCGAUUACCACCCGAUCCCAAGUGUCAUUGCCCGCGUUGUCAACCGUGUCCGCCGCCGCCGCCGCCGCCACCCUGCGAUUCAUGCACAUCAUCCUUCAAGUGUCGACGAUCCGUUCCAGCCAAGAAUUCUUGCCGCUCUACAGAUUCGCCCUGUCCAUCCUGCCCACCCUGUCGGCCGAUUUCGACCGCUUCGCCAUGUCGUCCUCCGACGCCCUGCAGAAAACUGACCUUCUGCACCGAACGUGGCGAACGUCGGCUCCCCUCGCCCUGUACAGGUCAGUCUUGGCGUGGGAUCAUUGGCGAUAAGAGCACGGAAAGUAGCGAACAAAAUGACGACGACGAGAGACGAGAGAUACGCGAUACGAAAUAUCGCGACCGUUGCUACGCGACUGAUGACUACGUUAGAUCCGACGGUGGAUCCGAAUUAUACACUGACCGAAGUCGCGAUUUAAUAUUGGACGAGGAAUCCAUGCAAAAGUCGAAGACUGCAUUUGACGAUUUGUCGGAGACCACAAAUCCUUCGAAAUCUGUCGAUCCCGAGUCGUGCGACAUGCCGGAGGAGCUCGACGAGAAGGUCGCUUUUGAAAAUGCAGAGGAGGCUCUCGAAGCAUGUACCACCGAAAAAUCUUCCAAGGAUUCGUGGUACACUUCACCCACCCACGCUCCGUCCGACAGCGGUGCAAAGCCCGAUUGUUAUGCAUUCCACGAGAAUUCUUCGCCCGCUGGCGGAAACGUGUCUAACAAUAAGAAUCCUGUUUUGGCGAGAUUAUUGAAUCGCGUGAAAUUACUUAGCCGGCUAAAGAAUUUAUCGGCGCCAAAUAGAACGCUGCAUCGAUACGGCGUUACUUUUCGCGAGCCUCCGCGAGCACGUGUCGGAUCGUUGGCGGGUGCAUCGAUAAGCAUCUCGACGAUAAGCACACGUGGGAUCGACAGACGACGCGGGAACGGUGGAUCCUCGAGGGAAGAUACGACAGAUAGCAAGUAGCUUACCUCGGAAAAAUCGCGUAAUGCGAUUUGAACGUUUCAAAACUGCCGUCUCUCCCUAUACGAUCCGCGGCCGUUCAAUCUUCCUCACCUAGUUCAUGUAGGGAUGUUGCCAGUCACUCUGUAAAUCAAGGCUGCUCGCUUCUGUUACAUUUCAAAAUAACCAUGCAGCGACAAUAGGAGUGAGGAAGGUGCGAUUAAAAUUCCGAGAGAACAUUUAACUGUAAAAUAUUUCUGUCAUUAAUACAGAAAAGUUAUUAAUAA